AUGGGGAAAUCUGAUAUUCCUUCUCGACCCAAACUUCGGCCGAGAGCGGCGGUUGCGUUGAAGUGGCCUAUUCUUCUCGGCACUCUACUCGUUUACAUCAUAUGCUGGAAAUGUCAUAAAUUCUCUUCUUUCAACCUUCAACAAACGCUGCUUUCUGUUCCCUCUGCCGAGCAUGUGCGCAACUGGAGCGCCUACUACACCUCGGAGGCGCAUUUUGUCGGCCAAGGUCUGAGCCAGGCGCGGUGGACUGAAGCUAGAUGGAAGGAAUUUGGCAUCACCGAUACUCAAAUUGCUUCCUACAAUACUCUGGUGCCAAAGCUCACAGGCCAUCAGCGGCUGGCUCUCCUUCGCGGAGAUGAAGUCCUUUAUGAAGCGCCCUUGAUAGACGAUGUCACCACCAAGGGACCUGCUGGAAACACCAGUUUCUUGCCUGCAUAUCUAGGUUUCUCGACCAAUGGCAACAUAUCAGCUUCGUAUGUCUUUUGCAACUUUGGCAGCGCAGAAGACUUCCAAGAUCUGAAACGAGCCAAUGUCGACGCCACAGGAAAGAUUGGCAUCAUCAAGCUGGCUAAUACAUCACCAUACUUGCGCCUUCGUAACCUAGAGGUCUUCAGAGGAGAGCAGUUGACAAAUGCCGGAAGAGCGGGCUUGAUUGCUGCCGUCUUCUAUACUGAUCCUCAGAAUGACGGCCCUGUGACUGAAGCCAAUGGAUACAAGGCAUUUCCUGCCGGGCCAGCACGACCACUUGCGGCCAUCGAAAGAGGGUCAGUUACUACAGGAAAUCGCUUUCGCAACCCCGAGUCUCCUAAGCUUCCUUGCAUACCCAUGUCUUACGCUGAUGCCAUUCACCUGCUAAGGGCUCUAAACGGCCAUGGACCUUCAGCAGAGGAGCUCGGUCCUCGCUGGCAUGGUGGUGGCCUCGAAUUCUACGGCGUACACUACAAUGUCGGACCUUCGCCUGCUGAUGUAUCGCUUCAUCUCGUCAACGAAGCAGACGCAAUCGAGACUCCGAUACACAACGUAAUUGGCACGAUCCCGGGGAUAAUCUCCGACGAGGUCGUUAUCCUUGGAACUCAUCGUGACUCUUGGGGCCACGGAGCAGGAGAUCCAGGCAGUGGCUCCGCAGCUCUGAACGAAGUUGUACGCAGCUUUGGCGUAGCACUUCGGCAUGGCUGGCGGCCACUUCGCACCAUUGUCUUUGCGAGCUUCGAAGGCGAAGAGAUUGGUCAAAUGGGCUCUUUCAACUGGAUCAUGGACCACUCAAAAUGGUUGAAAGCCUCUGUUGUUGCAUAUCUCAACGUUGUUGUUGCCGCGGCUGGGUCCAGGUUCCAGGCCAAAGCCAGUCCGCUUCUCUACAGGGCAGUUCUUACUGCCACGGAUAUUGUUACCUCGCCGAAUCAGACUGUGGCUGGUCAGUCGGUGCGAGAUGUCUGGGGAGGGACCAUUGGUACGCCGGGAGGCGGUGAUGCCAUCUCCUUUAUAGGCCUCCCGUGUAUUUCGACGGUUGAUUUCAGUUUCUCCCAGGGUAUAGGGGACGGUGCCUUCCCCUAUCAUACUGGAUUCGACAGCUUCGAAUGGAUGGACCAAGUCGGUGACCCUGGGUGGAAUUAUCAUAUUACUAGCGCAAAGAUAUGGUCUGUCAUGGCUGCAUAUCUUACAGAGUUUGCCGUACUUAACACGAGCGUUGCUGAUUAUGCAUCGGCGUUACAAAAGUGGAUGGAUGAACUUUGCAGCAGCAACCUAUGCUCUUCCGAAGUUGAUCUGACGGUGCGGGACAAGGCAGUCCAGCGACUAACUCGGGCCGCAAAGAGCUUUGAUAGCUACGCCGAAUCGUUAAGAGUGCCUCGCAAUACCUGGUGGAGAUUCUGGACAGGGAACGACUUGAACGCGGCAAUUCGUGGCGUCAAUAAGAUUUAUACUGUAUUUGAGCGUCAAUUCUCCCACGGGCGAAGCGCAGAUUCAUCCUCCAGCUUUCAUCAUGUUCUAUAUAGGCCAGCUGCUUGGCAUGCCGAACAACCACCUCUCUCAGCACUACAUGACAGUUUGAAGAAGAAGAAUUGGAAAGAUUCCAGGAAAUGGAGAGAUGUUAUGGCAGAAAAAAUUAAUGAUGCUGCCCAACUGCUAGAGGAUCACCUGGAAGAGGUAAACCAACAAUAA
Molecule: messenger RNA, 2157 nt
Organism: Trichoderma atroviride IMI 206040
Lineage: Eukaryota; Fungi; Ascomycota; Sordariomycetes; Hypocreales; Hypocreaceae
Molecular function (GO): carboxypeptidase activity
Source: RefSeq, a predicted model, not a curated record